This is a messenger RNA of Thlaspi arvense, 1943 nucleotides long. Lineage: Eukaryota; Viridiplantae; Streptophyta; Magnoliopsida; Brassicales; Brassicaceae. The record is from the annotation of a GenBank genome assembly.
GAUUAAAUAAAAUUAGAUAUCAUUUCUUAAGAUGUGUAAAAGCAUAAGAUUAAAUAAAGUUUAAGAGAUGUUUAAUUAACCUAAAUCAUCGGAAGGAGUAAUCUCAGAUAACUUCGUUAAUAAACUAGUGUAGAAACUGCAACAAUGCCCAUGUGUGUAGAGCUGGCCAAUGCAACCUAAGGGUAAAAGUGUAUUUUCAAACAAAAUUUGAAGUGUCUCAUUGCCUAAACCCAAUUUCUUGCUGAGGCAGAGAGAGAGCAUCCAAACAAAUACCAAUUGGGUCAAAACACUUUCCCAUUAAGAACAUAAAUCACAGUUUCGUGUUUCCCCUUUUUUUCUUCUGGGUUAAAACUUCAUCUUCAACCUCUCCUUUGAUCAGGUAAGUUAUCGAUACUUCUGUUUUGCCGAAUUUUGAAAUUCGCCGAAGGUUCUCUCAUCAUUCAAUCCCAAUUUCCGAGAUUCUAUUUUUUGCUCAAGGUUUUUUGGUUAUUUGGUUAGGGCUUCGAUUUAUUUGUGUGGCUUUAUUCGCCUAUUUCCAGAAGAUUCGAUGCUGUAGAUUUUUAUUUGAGCUUAUAUAAACUCCAGAGCUAGGAAUUAAGAGUUCUUCUUAAUUUGGUUUUUUCACCGGUUCGCUUGCUUCUUUUUCCGGCGAAGUUAGUUUGGGUUAUUAAAUUUGGUGUUUAAAGAGUAGAAUGUUUGAUCCUCAGUGAAAAAAUUAUAAUUCUUUCAGUUGAUAUUUUUUUCUUUCUCGUGAUGAUACUUCUAAGAUUAGAUCUAUGAUAAUGAAAAGCAAAAGACAGAGACUGAGACAGAUCAUUUAGAGAGAUUUAAGUGUUCAUGGCAUACAUGAGUUUGCUUCAUAUCAGAAUCUUUUUGAAACAAUGAUUCUCUUCUUCGUUUGAAUGCAGGAUCUCUUGCUAAGCUUAAUUCAAUCUCUCGUGGAGGGUUCUGGAAUCUUCUUAAAAACCAAAGUUCAGAUUCUCAUGGGUGAUGGUACUCCUAGGAAACUGAAUAUAUUACCUGAUCACUUUAGUGUUCCUGCGCCCACCACAGAAGCUGAAGCUGCUCAAGACAAUUCUCUAUCAUCUUCGCAGCCAAAAGACGAUUCUUCCUCAUCAUCUUCGCAGUCAAAAAACGACAUUUCUUUGAGGUUUCAAAGCCAGUCCCGGACUCGAAGAAACCUGAAAAGAGCAGCUCUAAUGUUGAAUCUGUUCACUCUUCGCCGUCUUCCAUGGGUUUCAGAUGGUCAAGAGAAGGUAGAGCUAUCAGCAGCAGAGUUAGAAUCACUCAGAUCAGAACUUUCUGAUUUGGAAGAGAGAGAAGCUUACCUCAAAGCUCAGUUGGAACAUGUGGAUGAAGUCUUGCGCUCUGCUCGUUUAUCUGGCUAUUUGUUUAUCCGAAGUCGUUGGGCAGCUCUUCCCGGUGAACCACCUCCGUUAGACGAUGCGGAAGUAGAUGACUGGCUUCCUCGGUUUGUUGUUCUUCAAGGAGCUUGUCUCUUCUUCUAUUUAUUAUCAACAGACUUGAGCCCUCAAGAUUCGACGUUGCUAGCGGAUAUUGUCGAAGUUGGUUCGUUGCCAAGCUACACGAGAGAAUUCGAUGAAAUCCAUCAUUGCUUUUACAUCUUAACCCGUCAAGGUCUUAGGUUUGAGUGCUCAAGCACUUCUAAAACACAGGUGGAUUCUUGGUUGUCCGUACUGCGCCAUGAUUGCAAGUCGGAACCAGAAGAAAGAUUACCAAAUGGAUCAAGCGAAAGCGUCGCAAUAGAUUGAGAAGAUUGUUCACUGCUCUGUAUAGUUUUCAUUUCUAUGUAUAUAAAUUUGCUUCUUUUAAGAUGUAGUAGAAUUCACGUUGUUGAAAAGUUCUUUUACUGAACUGGUGAUGACAACAUUAAUAUUUUGCUUCGUUAUGACCUAUGAGUUAGUAGGUGAAAUAGAUUUUGG